AUGAACAGCUCCCAGUGGCGCUGGCCGGCGGGCGGCGUGGAGGCCACGGUGGUGCUGCCCUCGGUGCUGGGCGGGCUGGGCGCGGCGGGCGCGGCAGGCAACCUCCUCCUCGUGGCCGUGCUGGUCUACGAGGUGCGGCGAGGCAAGCGCUCGGCGGCCAACGCGCUGCUGCUCAACGUGGGCGCGGCGGACCUGCUGCUGGCGCUGGGCUGCCUUCCCCCGCGCGUCGCCGCCUACGCCCGGCGCGCCUGGCCCGGGGGAGGCGUCCUGUGCCGGGCCGACGGCUGGCUCCUCCACGGCUGCCUGGUGGCCAAGAGCCUGAGCUGGGCGGCGCUGAGCCACGCCCGCUACCGCCACCACCUCCGCUCGCCCGCCAAGCGCCCCGCCUGGAGCCUGGCCGGGCUGCUGGCCGCCGUGUGGGGCGCCGCGCUGCUGCUGCCUCUGCCGCUGCUGCUCUUCGGCCGGCUGGAGGAAGGGGGCGCCCGGGGCCGCCUCUUCGACUGCGCCUUCCGCCCUCCGGCCGGCGCCGCCGGCUUCAUCGACGUCUUCGGCAAGGUGUACCCGCUGGCGGCUUACGUGGCGCCCGCUGCCUUCACCUGGGCGUGCUACGGGCGGGCGCUGCGCCUCCGGGAGCGCGGCGGCGGCGGCGGCAAGCGGCUGGGCCGGCCCAGCCACCAAGUCACCCGGACGCUGCUGGGCCUCAGCCUCCUCUUCCAAGCCACGUGGCUGCCCCAGUGGCUGGCGUGGCUGUGGGAGAGGCACCGCGGCGGCCCCCCGCCCGCCCUGCUCGCCCUGGCCGAAGUGCUGCUGUUCCUCGACGCCGCCUGCAACCCCGCCGUCUUCGCCGCCACCUCGGGGGAGUGCCGGGCGGGCCUGCGGGGCCUCUGCGGGGGGCUGCGCUGCCGGGGAGGGCGAGGGGCGAGCCGCGAGCCCCCCCAGCCCAUGCGAGACCUCGACGGGGAAGCGGCGCCCGAGAACGUCCUCCCCGACGUGGAACACUUCUGGAAGGACCGGAGGAACGCGGCGCCCCGGGAGGAGAGCGACCCCGUCCCCUGGGAACACCAGUGUGACCCUUGA
Molecule: messenger RNA, 1077 nt
Organism: Heteronotia binoei (common prickly gecko)
Lineage: Eukaryota; Metazoa; Chordata; Lepidosauria; Squamata; Gekkonidae
Product: G-protein coupled receptor 151 protein-like
Exons: 1
Coding region: 1-1077 (358 amino acids)
Biological process (GO): adenylate cyclase-modulating G protein-coupled receptor signaling pathway; neuropeptide signaling pathway
Cellular component (GO): membrane
Molecular function (GO): galanin receptor activity
Source: RefSeq, a predicted model, not a curated record